This is a messenger RNA of Microtus ochrogaster (prairie vole), 1217 nucleotides long. RefSeq names its product transmembrane protein 138 (gene Tmem138). The transcript is spliced from 5 exons. Gene Ontology annotation, cellular component: cilium. Lineage: Eukaryota; Metazoa; Chordata; Mammalia; Rodentia; Cricetidae. The record is from RefSeq and is a predicted model, not a curated record. The coding region runs from base 261 to 749 and encodes 162 amino acids.
GAGGUGAGUGUAGAUGAUGAGUCGAGCAUAGAGUGGCCAGAAGUCAGAUUUUUUUGUUGCUGUUGCUUUUGCUAUGGGCUUCUUGCCGAGGCAUUUCGGUCUGUGAGAGGAUUGGGAAGGGUCCUUGCAUUAGAGCCAGGGAAACAGCUCUGAUUUGAAAAAACUAGACAUCUCUCCCCAAGUACCCGGCAGAGAACCAGAAGUUAUUUUCUAUAGAACUGUGGAAUGUGCACUUGGAAGUCCCACAAAGCAGACAGAAGAUGCUCCAAACCAGCAACUACAGCCUGGUGCUCUCGCUACAGUUCCUGCUGCUGUCCUAUGACCUGUUUGUCAACUCCUUCUCCGAGCUCCUCCGAAUGGCUCCUGUCAUCCAGCUGGUGCUUUUCAUCAUCCAGGAUAUUGCAAUCCUCUUCAACAUCAUCAUAAUUUUCCUGAUGUUCUUCAACACCUUCGUCUUCCAGGCUGGCCUGGUCAAUCUCCUGUUCCAUAAGUUCAAAGGGACCAUCAUUCUGACCUCUGUGUACCUCGCUCUCAGCAUCUCCCUUCAUGUCUGGGUCAUGAACUUGCGAUGGAAAAAUUCCAACAGCUUCAUUUGGACAGAUGGACUUCAAACACUGUUUGUGUUCCAGAGACUAGCGGCUGUGCUGUACUGCUACUUCUACAAGCGGACAGCUGUGAGGCUGGGUGACCCCCGCUUCUACCAGGACUCACUGUGGCUGCGAAAGGAGUUCAUGCAAGUCCGAAGGUGACCGCUUCAUGUCCUGUGGAUGAAUACCUUUCCUUCCUCGUAGAAGCCGCCUGGGCUGCUUUCCAGGGAAGGACAUGGACGUCCUAAGACAUGCUCAGCCUUCAAGAAGGAGGACUCUCCAGGCAUGGUUGGAAACUGAGGCAGGAGAACUAUUGUGGGUUCGGCUACCCUGGGCCUACCUAGUGAGUUCUAGGAUAGCCUGCAGGAGGAGACUCUAUCUCAAAAAAAAAGACCUUCCCUAUUCCAAAUUAAAGUUGUUUCCCUGAGACCAUAGAACAAAGGGCAAUCUUGCCUCCUACCUCUGUCCAUCUAGUCUCUUCUCCCCCUGCUCUCCUGAUACUGUACUUGAGUGACGGGGCUGCAGACAAUGACGGCGUGUCCUCCUGACUGACUACACCUUGGUCCUUUAGAUUUUAUACCCAGGUACUUUUUUAUAGUUCUAAAAGGAAAUAAAUUGAAUUCUUUUUUU